Cylicocyclus nassatus is the source of this 1198-nucleotide messenger RNA. The record is from the annotation of a GenBank genome assembly. Lineage: Eukaryota; Metazoa; Nematoda; Chromadorea; Rhabditida; Strongylidae.
AUGAAAUUCGAAACAGAAGAGCAGCUCCAGCUGUCGAGAAAGCCUGAGAACAGGCCAGAGGAGAAUAUCCAAAGAACAGACGCUACGAAAAAACCUAUCACAUGCCAUGUUCGCCCAUCAGCCAUUAACGGUGUUACUGUAAAAAGUGAAGGCACCACACUCUUCUUUGUCAAUUCAUCGGCGAUACAUGACUCUUGUAACAAACCAGGGAAUCCAGGGGCUCUGAUAUGUGCAUGUCUGGUAUGCGUAGGAAUUUCAAGAACACGCGAAGAUGAUCUUGGCUCAGCCUUAAAAAGAAUGUUCACUACAAGUGGACUUGAGAUAGAAUGCCAGUCAUGUUUACCACAUGGGUCAGGGCUCGGAACGUCUUCGAUUUUGGCUGCUGCAAUAAUCAAGGCUCUGUGGUCAAGCAGCUCUAUACCCCAUACAGAAAAGAACAUAUGUCACGCAGUGCUAAUGGUCGAGCAGCUGUUGACAACUGGAGGUGGGUGGCAAGACCAAGUUGGAUGUCUAUAUCCAGGGGUGAAGAAAGGCUUCGUAUCUGAAGACGACAUGAGCGUUGAUGCGGAAGCCAUCUCUAUCAGUAAGGAAUUCGAGAUGGAGAUUAACAAACGCAUGGUGUUGAUCUACACUGGAAAGACGAGGCUAGCAAAAAAUCUUCUUCAGGAAGUGAUUCGUGGAUGGUACUCGGGAGGUCCAAUCCGAGAAGUCAUCAAAACCUUAGAGGACAAUAUUGAUCAAUUUGUCGCUGCAUUAACUGAAGGAAGAAUGCCUCAUGAUCUCAUUGAAGUCUAUUACAAUGCUAAGAAGACUUUAGCUACAGGAUGUGAGCCCGACAUCGUUAGCUCGCUUAUUUCUUCAUUGAAGAGCAAUAAUCUGGUUGAAACUGCAUGGUUGGCUGGAGCAGGAGGUGGAGGGUUUCUUUACGUUUGGAUGAAGCCUAACAUCAGCAGCGACAAAAUUCGAAGUCACGUGGCAAAGUAUGGAACUGCUGAAGUAACGGUCCAUACAAUAACCAUAGACAAUUCGCCAAUCAAAUGUUAUUCUCGCUGAUAUAGGAAUCCACAAUUAUUAUCUAUCAUUGUUCACUCCGAAAGCUGUGAUAUUGUCGUGCAUUCCAUCGUUAUUGAACUUGCUAAAUCGCCAGUGCCUUGAUUUUGUCUUUCUGUGUUAACACUGAGUAAAUAAACUUUCUAAC